Messenger RNA from Hevea brasiliensis (rubber tree), 1667 nucleotides. Its product is annotated as transcription factor MYB29-like. The record is from RefSeq and is a predicted model, not a curated record. Bases 224 to 1537 code for a protein of 437 amino acids. The transcript is spliced from 3 exons. NCBI's taxonomy places the organism in Eukaryota, Viridiplantae, Streptophyta, Magnoliopsida, Malpighiales, Euphorbiaceae.
CUAUCUUCUAAGCAAGGAAAGAUAUAUAUAUGUAUAUAUAUAUAUAUAUUCCUGAUAAGAAAUAUUGGUUUCAUGCGUUAUCUUGGAAUGAUGUUGAUGCUGCUGCUCAUUCCUGAUUUUUCUUAUCAGAAUUCCAUGAGUUGAACUAGUUUAUCUAACCAAGAAGCUUCACUUCUUUAUCUUGUAAUAUCUUUGGUCCACUUACAGUUUUAGUUGCAGAGUUAUGGGAAGGACUCCAUGUUGCAAUGCAGACGGUCUAAAGAAAGGUGCAUGGACAGCUGAUGAGGACCAAAAACUCAUCGCAUACAUUCAAGAACACGGCGAAGGAGGCUGGCGAACCUUGCCUCAGAAAGCUGGUCUCCAGAGAUGUGGAAAGAGCUGCAGACUGAGAUGGGCUAAUUAUCUUAGGCCUGAUAUUAAGAGAGGAGAGUUCAGUACAGAAGAGGAGCAAAAGAUCAUUCAACUCCAUGCUUCACUGGGGAACAGGUGGUCAGCUAUAGCUAGGCAUCUCCCAAACCGAACGGACAACGAGAUCAAGAAUUAUUGGAACACACAUCUCAAGAAACGAUUAGCCGAGACGGGUAUUGAUCCCGUGACUCACAAGCCAGUUGGUCCCUCUUCCACCCCAACCGCUACCGCUAUUAGCAGCUGUAGCGCUGCCCACAUGUCUCCACAAUCUGAACUUGCCCAACCUACUUUAAGGCCUGCAGCUUCGGCUUCAACUCAAGCCCAGCUGCUCAACAGACUAGCAGCUAAGCUGGCGCCAUCAAAAUGCCUCCAGGCAAUAAAAACAAGCCAGAAUCUUGUUCAGGUCUUGUCCACAGAAGCUGAAAAAGAUGUUGUGGACGUUAGUAUCAGCACCCCAGACAUGCCAAAGAGGCCUAUUUCUAGUACUUCUGCUCGACUGCUAAACACAAUGGCCCGUAGACUUACGACGCCAUUACACUGCCUUAACACGUUAAAAUCUAUCCUUUCGGGCUCUUCGGAUGAUCAAUCUGCAGGUAAUAAAGUUAUUGAGCCUUAUCAUGACUUUAUGCAUCGUUCUGCAUCUGCUUCAAGCCUUUCAGAGGCUGCCUCUGAUAUGUCAAGAUCCAAUGCCAUAUCCACCCAUGAUUUUUCACCGUUAAUGGAGUCUUUUGAUCUUGACAUGCUUAAAGAUUGGAACGGGGUGAGUGACGGCGGUGUUUCGAGCACUAGCAUGGGUGACACCUAUAGCAGCUGCUGGGAGUCUCCGGUGUCUCCCCUCAAUAAUUUUAUCAAGAAUAAUAAUGCAGCAUCGACAUUUUCUGGUAGUGAAUCAAUAGGUGAAGUUAACGAUGCAUUGAUCACAGCGAGAACGUAUGACAGAGAGAUGACAUUUGGACACACACAAUACGAUUAUUAUUUCCUGGAUGGCUUCUCCAAUUUUUGUAUUAAUGGCGUUUCUAGUUGCAGUGAAGAUUCACAUGAAGGCAAGGUUUUCGAAGAUGCUACAUAUUCUUGGAAUAACGACCCAUUUAUUGAGAAUUAUCAACUUCCGGAUUUGGAUAUCUUUUGAGUUGGUGUAAUAUGUUCCUAGUUUUAGCUUCUCUUACUUCAAUUUUGUGUAGUGUAGAUAAAUAAAUAUCCCACCUUUUGACUCGGUUGAGAAAAUAAAAUUUUGUAAGAUACAUGAAAAUCCAUCCCAA